Myripristis murdjan (pinecone soldierfish) is the source of this 6034-nucleotide messenger RNA. RefSeq names its product forkhead box J3 (gene foxj3). The record is from RefSeq and is a predicted model, not a curated record. Gene Ontology annotation, biological process: regulation of transcription by RNA polymerase II. Gene Ontology annotation, cellular component: nucleus. Lineage: Eukaryota; Metazoa; Chordata; Actinopteri; Holocentriformes; Holocentridae. Gene Ontology annotation, molecular function: DNA-binding transcription factor activity, RNA polymerase II-specific; RNA polymerase II cis-regulatory region sequence-specific DNA binding. The coding region runs from base 419 to 2323 and encodes 634 amino acids. The transcript is spliced from 12 exons.
GUUGGCUCCGUUACCGAGAGAAAGGCGAACGGGAAAAGGCGGAGAAGCCGAGGAGGGACGCCACGGGCAGACCGGCGAGGCUACGGCAGGUCUUGCACAGGACAAACGUCAAGAGCAUAAGACACCUGAGGGGCCACUUGCUGAAGAAGAGCUGGAAGCGGGGAGGGGGCAGUUACUCCUUAAAACUAUCCUGGAUUAAGAGAGCGAGCCUUUACUACAGCUUCAGCCAGAAGUUGACCAAGAGAAGACUGCUAAGCUGAUGUCCUGAACUGAGGGAUCCCUGCCUUCAUCCUCAAAACUGUCACCUGUCUUGGUUUGUUAUACUCCACCUGGUCUGCCAGCCAUCAGUCAACGACCACCACCACCACCACCACCUCCACCUUUUCCCCACCCCCUUCCUGCCCAGCCUGUCGUCACCAUGACGUCGGAGCUGGAGAGUAGCCUGACCUCCAUGGAUUGGCUGCCUCAGCUGACCAUGCAGGCGGCCAUCCGCAAGGCAGAUGCCCAGAAUGCCCAUGGGCCUGGCAUGGGCAAAAAGAGCACCCUUCUGGAUCCCAACACCACGCUGGACCAGGAGGAGGUGCAGCAGCACAAGGACGGCAAGCCACCCUACAGCUACGCCAGCCUCAUCACUUUUGCUAUCAACAGCUCGCCAAAGAAGAAGAUGACAUUGAGUGAGAUCUACCAGUGGAUCUGUGAUAACUUCCCCUACUACAGGGAGGCGGGCAGUGGCUGGAAGAACUCAAUACGGCACAAUCUGUCAUUGAACAAGUGUUUUCUCAAAGUGCCUCGCUCCAAAGAUGACCCAGGGAAGGGCUCCUACUGGGCCAUCGACACCAACCCAAAGGAGGAUGCCUUGCCCACACGGCCAAAGAAGCGGCCACGGUCCGGAGAGCGGGCUUCCACGCCGUACAGCCUGGAGUCGGAGUCUUUGGGGAUGGAGUGUAUGAUCCCUGGAAGUGCCUCUCCAACGCUGGCAAUCAACACUGUGACUAACAAGGUGACAUUGUACAACACAGACCAGGAAGGGAGCGACAGCCCAAGAAGCAGCCUUAACAACAGCCUGUCUGACCAGAGUUUGGCCUCCGUCAAUCUCAACAGUGUGGGCAGCGUGCACAGCUACACACCGGUGACUACUCACCCAGAACCUGUGUCUCAAUCUAUGAGCCUCCAGCAGCCUCCCCAGCCCCAAUACAACAUGCCAGAGAGGGACAAACAGCUCCUCUUCUCUGACUUUGAAGAUCUCAGUGCCUCCUUCCGCAGCCUUUACAAGUCUGUUUUUGAGCAGUCCUUCAGCCAACAAGGUCUGAUGGGCAUACCGUCGGAUUCGUCCCAGCAGACCCACACUUCCUGCUCCUAUCAGCACUCCCCCAGUGGCACCAUUAGCACUCAGAACAGCCUGUCAAACAACCACCCCAACAACCAUCCCAACAGCCACUCUGGCAGCGGCGGGCAGGUACCCCUGUCCCACCCUGCCCAACCCCACCCUGGCCACGGCUCGCCCCAUGCACAGCACCUCCCGCAGCACGGUGGCCCCCACACCCCACACAACCAACACAGCCAACACGCCCAGCACAGCCAACACAGUCAGCACCAACAGCACUCCCAGCACCCCCAGCACCCCCAGCACACCGCACACUCCCAGCACGGGCAGCACCCAUCGCAGCACCCGUCCCAUGGUCAGCACCCGCAGCAGCACACACCACAUCCCUCCCAACACUCACAGCACAGCCAGCAUGCUUCUCAACAUGGCCAGCAGCACCAGAGUCUCUCCCACCAGCCCCAUCCUACCCAGCAACAGAUGACCUGCAACACGGGUUUACCCUCUGACUGGUACCCAAAUUUGGAUGCACUGAAAGAAAGCUGUCGUAUCGCCAGUAGCUAUAACUGGGCUGAUGUCGACCUUUCACCUUUCCAAGGACUGAAAGAAAGUAUGAGACAAGCAGAGCUGAACAACUGGUCCCUGGAACCCACCCAGAUCGCCGACCUCUGCUCGUCUAUUAACCAGUUCUUUGCCCGCACCGGUGUAAUCCAGCCACAGGGGGCAGUGCAGCCUCCUGUUUGUCAUGGCUCCAUGCACCCCAACAAGCCCAGCCAGCACCUCAACACAGGAAAUCUCUAUAUGGACUCCAGACAGAGCAUGCCCAUGAUGGGGCCCCCGGGAUACCCCCACAUGCCCCCCAUGAGCAGCGCAGGACCCACUAUGACAGGACACCACACGCAGAUGAACCAGCAGCACAUGAUCCCUCCCAGAAACUUCCAGAUGCACCGCAUGCCAGCUGAUGACAUCCAGGAUGAUUUUGACUGGGACUCCAUCGUCUAGCCCCGAGACCUCCUUUUGAAAAGAGAAGGGAGGCGGGAGGGAAGGAACAGAGGAGGUGGAAGCCAGAGGAAGCCAGGCUGAGCUGAACGGCCACGGGAGGCGUUGGCCAUUGUGGGAGAGAUGCAGAAGAACAUUUAACAAUUUUGGAGAAAGAGAGACAGACUUCAGAGUCUUGACAUUUUUGCAAAAACAAAAACAUAACAUAUGAAAAAUGUUACUUUGAAGACAAUCAUAUUUAGUCGGACAUGUAAAAGUGAUUGCUUAUGUACUUGUCUAGAGACAAGUAGAACACAUUCAUGUCUAAACCACAUGCUCCUCAACUCCUCAGCCAGCCCUCUCCCUGUCCCCCAGCCAGCAGCCUCCCAAAGUCCCCCCCGCUCCGUAACUGUUAUGUGAUUUGAGCGACUUGUUCGGCUUGUAAUCCUUCUCGUGUUGACAUUGGCCUCAGCUGCCUCUUGGAUGAGUUUAUCUCUCUUUUUAAAAAAUUAUUUUAUUUUUGUUCUUAGGAAACACAGGCCGUCUCUAUGAGUAACGUGAUGGUGCUUGUUGGUCACUUUUGGGAGAACUUGGGUCCCACAUGGGGCUGUAUUGGUGGUAAUGUCAGGUUUACAAUAACUGAGGUUAUGAACAGGGUGUUUAAGCAGGCUUGAUAUAUAAAAAAAAUAGCAAGAGAGAGAUCGCAAAAAAAUGUGUUUUCUUUGUGAUCUGUUAUCCCAUAUCCAAUGUAUCUGGUCAGGUUCACUGCAACAGACUAGUUAUGGGAAUACGGCAACUUUACCGGCAGUAUUUUGUUUUGUUUUUUUCUCAGUGUCUCAAGCACUCCAAGAUGAAUGAAUAUGAGUGUGAGUGGGUGACUAUAGCAGGGACAUCAGACAUUUUUUUGUUUUUUUGUUUUUGUCUUUUUCGACAUUCAUUGAGCACAAAGUAAUAUGAGGUUUAUGUUUUGCGUGUGCAUUGUGUAGGUUUGUGAUAUUUGCUACAACAAUCAGAACAUGUAAUCUUAGAUUUAAACCAGGAUCUGAUUUCAGGCGAGUUUUGAUGGGAAGGUUCAGCAAUUUCAGGAGACUAUCCUACUGAUCAUUUAACAUGCCCUUUUCAUUCAAAAACACUGAAAAGGUUUGAAAUCCAGUUUUCGUUUACUGCAACUUGUUAGUCAAUGGGACAUUCAAUUAUACUUCAGACUGUGUGCAGUCAAAUCCAUAAACUUCUUCAACUGUGGUAACAGUGACAAUUUAAAAAAAAAAAAAAAAAAAACAACUUUGAGGACUUUUUUACAACUUUAAUUGUAACCGUUUCAUACCUCAUUGACUUUGACAAGCAUUGCCAACAAAUACUAACAGAAGAUUGGAAUGACUUCACGCAGGAAUUUUUUAAUGUCCUAAGUGGGGGACUGAUUAGUGUUUGAUAGGAUACACAUCCAAUUCUGAACUUUUCCUUUAAAAAGGGCACUGAUCCAUGAGCUGCAAGUGUCUUCAGUUGGGAAAGCGAGUAAAACCACAAAAGACUGUUUUCAACCUACUAUGGGUUGUAGUGAGUAUUUAAACUCUUUACACUUGCUGUUUGUUAUUCAGUCGCUUCUAACAUCUAAAUUAUAGAGACGAUUCUUUUUCUCUAAACUGCCCGAUGUUUUGUUGUGAUAGUCAGAUAGCUGAUGAUUUUGCUAUUGUACAAUCAUAACAGAAUAAGAAAUGUGAGUCAUUAAAUAGAACGUACGUAAGUGUUUGUUGUGUGUACGUGUGUGUGUGUGUGUGUGUGUGUGUGUGUGUGUGUAUGGUUUGGUUUUAUUGUAAUUUUAGGGCUAUGAUUGAUUGCUGCAAUCAUCUCUAUGCUAUCUAUGAGCACAAAAUAGAUGCACAAAAUGAUAAACGACUAGAUUUGAGACAUGCUUUGUGGGAAGGGUUUCUCAAGCACAGAGCAGGGAGACUAGUGGGUGCUGGAAACCUGUCCUCUGUGUCCGUAACGAGUGGCUCCUCAAUCAGACAGGCGCUGAACUCUAUGAGACACUAUGUUAAAAAAGCCCUUUGCACACUUUCACUUUGGUUGAUCUUAACUUUUAUUUAAGAUCGUUUAGCUGGAUAGGGACUCCAGUAGUAUCUGUAGUUUUCAUUUCAUAUUUCAAUGACAAUCAUAGAUUUUUUUUUAAUGGUUAUGUUGAGAAAAGGCACUUUUAAGUCUCACAUGAUAGAUUAUUGGAUAUUAUAUUGAAUAUUAUAGAAUCAGACUUAAUACAUAAAAGGUUAUUUGGAACUAGAACCAGCCCAGAUUCAUACUGUAGAUCUUGUGUUGAACAAGGGAGAGCUGCACUGUACAGAUGAAGUCUGGCUCUCUCUCUUUCAGCUGGGGAUACUGCCAUUCAUUUUUAUAUUUUCAGCUAAUGUUCUCAUCUGUUUUCCCCUGCCAUAACAUAGUCCACUUCUGCUGCUUCUACAGCAACUUUAAAGUGAUGAGAUUUUCUUUUUCUACUGUAUUUUGUUUGUAUAUCAAAUGUCCGCUUUAUGUGGCAGAUUGCCUUGCCUGUGGAUAUUGAUUGUUUUUAAAGUUUUGUUUAACUGCCAGAAUUUAUUAGUCAGACACUCAGAAAGCUCAGACAGGAUACUAAGUCAGCUGAGAGACCCAAAUAAAUUUCACAUGCUCAUGUCACCAUGACCAUGGGACUGCAACAGAGGACAGCGGUGAACUCACGAAUCAGUGUUUAUUAAUUAGGACUUGGAAACUGCGGACCUAAAAAUAUGGAGCAUCUUUGGCGCCCUUGGUUUGUGUAAAGGUUUGCCGUGUUACAAUUCUUCCAGGUGAAGAUUAUGAACAUAUCAUAGGCUUCUAGUUGAAAACACAUGAGCACAUUAGUCCAUGGGAAACGACAAUGGGAGGAUUUGAGUGAAUGGAUGUGGCUAAAAGGGAAAAGGUGAAGACAAUGACUGGAUCACAAUCACAAUUUUAUGUUAUUUACUUGUCUGUAUGUGUGUAUUUGUGUGUGCUUCUAUGAGCGAAUUAAGUUCCUUUUUCAAAAGGCAAUUCAAUUUUAAAAUACCGCUGGACAUGUACCUGCCAGAGAGAUUACCAUUAUUGAAAAAAACAGACAAAAAAAAGAAAGAAAAUAAGCCUUGUUACAGUAUGGGAGAGAACUGCCAACAAGUACUGCUGAUCGGGGCCUAUUUUAUUCAGUGCUGGUGUGUUGUUGUGCUUCUUGUAAAUAUGUCUUUUCAAUCAUCCCUUUUUUCCUCUUGGGGGUGGGGCAUCAAGGCAGGGGGUGGGUCUUAUUCAUGAAAAAGAGGAGGGAAAAGAAUAGAGUAUUUUGUUAUUGUCCAAUCAGAGGGUGACAGUAUGUAUAUAUCUAUAUUGUAUAUAUGUGAUGAAAAUGCGUUGGCUUUUUGUGUGACACUACCUUUUACCUGUACUAUGGUUCUACAUUCAGUGUUUCAGUGUUGAUAAUAUAUAUUUGGUUUUGUUUUGUUUUCUGUUUUUUUGAUUUUGUCUUUGUCAUUUCUUGUAUUGUUUUUUUUUUUCCUCCCCCCUCCUAUUUGUCCUUUUGGUUAUUGCACGGUUUAUUACUUUUGUUGUCCAAUGAGGUGACACAGCUACUCUUUGUAUUGGUUUAGUGCUGUAAAAUAACUCAAGUGUUAUUAGAAUUGUCGAUACCACCACCCACCCCACCCCCUUCCCCAAUAUGCAUGAAUGGCACUUAAAGAAAUAAAAUAUGUUAACUUCACUGUG